This is a messenger RNA of Ceratotherium simum simum (southern white rhinoceros), 2415 nucleotides long. The record is from RefSeq and is a predicted model, not a curated record. Lineage: Eukaryota; Metazoa; Chordata; Mammalia; Perissodactyla; Rhinocerotidae.
AUGGACACCUCACAGGCUCUGCUUCUCUUCCUGCUCCUGGCCUCUGGAGUAGGGGGCCUCACCCUCAGAGCCACUUCUGGAGUUCAGCAAACCAGUUUCUCCUUGGACUCAGAAAGCUCUUCCCUGGGCCCGGGUUCAAAAGUUCCCUCCAUCAAACCCCACAGCUGGAAACUUCCGGAUCUGUCUGCAGGUUCAAAAGCCUCUGCUGCUAUCCCUCAUUCCAAAUGGGUUCCUGAGGCCCUGAAUUCGAGCAACGUGCCUGGGUCCUUCUGGUCAAAUGUUUCUGCUGAGGCUCAAAAUUUGACCCUGGAUCCCACCUUCUCUGAAAUUCCUGCUCCUGAAGUAUUUCCUGAUAUCCUGGGUCCUCAAGUUCCUACGAAAGACCCAGAGCCUUCCUUCUCUGUUAAGACCCCAGCUUCAAACAUUUCUGCUCAAGAUACUAAAGUAUCUGUGGAGGCCCCAAAAUUCUCCCCCAAGGAUCCAGAUCUUGAAUUCUCUUCCCAGAGACCCCCCGAAUCCAAAGUUGCUGCAGAGGCGGGUCCAGCGUCAAGCUUCUCCCAGCAGGUGGGGGGGCCUCUCUCGGUGCUGGUGGGGACCACCAUCCAGCUCCCCCUGGUUCCAGUCCCCAACCCUGGACCCCCUGCUCCUCUGGUGGUCUGGCGCAGGGGCUCCAAGGUGCUGGCAGCGGGAGGCCUGGGGCCAGGGGCCCCUCUGAUCAGCCUGGACCCCGCUCACAGAGACCGCCUGCGAUUUGACCAGGCCCGAGGGGGUCUGGAACUCGCUUCUGCCCAGCUAGAGGAUGCCGGGGUCUACACGGCUGAAGUCAUCCGGGCCGGAGUCUCCCGGCAGAUCCGGGAGUUCACGGUGGGUGUGUAUGAGCCCCUGCCCCAGCUGUCGGUGCAGCCCCAGGCCCCGGAGACAGAGGAGGGGGCGGCCGAGCUCCGGCUGCGCUGCGUCGGGUGGCGGCCGGGCCGCGGGGAGCUGAGCUGGAGCCGGGACGGACGCGCCCUGGAGGCAGCGGACCCCGCGGGGGCGGAGCCGCCCCGCGUCCGCGCAGAGGGCGACCAGCUGCUCAUCGCGCGCCCCGCGCGCAGCGACCACGCCCGCUACACGUGCAGCGUCCGGAGCCCCUUCGGCCACAGGGAGGCCGCGGCCGACGUCAGCGUCUUCUACGGCCCGGAUCCGCCGGUCAUCACGGUCUCCUCCGACCGCGACGCCCUUGACCUCUCCCUCUGUUCCACAGAGCUGCCCCCCGGGGCCCCACAGUGCUCAGUCGAAGGGGGUCCUGGGGACCGCAGCCUCCGCUUCCGCUGCUCGUGGCCGGGCGGGGUCCCUGCCGCCUCCCUGCAGUUCCAGGGUCUCCCCGAAGGCGUCCGCGCGGGGCCGGUGCCCUCUGCGCUCCUGGCGGUUGUCCCCGCCCACCCCCGGCUCAGCGGAGUCCCUGUCACCUGCCUCGCUCGCCACCUGGUGACCACGCGCACCUGCACCGUCACCCCGGAAGCCCCUCGAGAGGUGCUGCUGCAUCCGAUUGCGGAGGAGACACGGUCAGGAGAGGCAGAGGUGGCGCUGGAGGCCUCCGGCUGUCCCCCACCUUCAAGAGCAUCCUGGGCCCGGGAAGGGCGGCCCCUGGCCCCAGGAGGCGGGGGGCGCCUGCAGCUCAGCCAAGAUGGGCGGAGGCUCCUCAUUGGCAACUUCAGCCUGGACUGGGACCUGGGAAAUUACUCUGUGUUGUGCAGUGGGGCGCUGGGUGCUGGGGGUGACCAGAUCACCCUCACUGGACCCUCCAUCUCCUCCUGGAGGCUACAGAGAGCCCGUGAUGCAGCAGUGCUGACUUGGGAUGUAGAGCGUGGGGUCCUGAUCAGCGGUUUUGAGAUCCAGGCAUGGCGAGAAGGGCCUGACCUGGGCAGAGCCACCAUCUACAAGGACUGGGUCUCCCUGCUCAACCUGGGGCCUCAGGAGCGGUCAGCCGUGGUGCCCCUCCCUUCUCAGAACCCCAGGACCUGGGUCUUGCGUAUCCUGCCCACCCUGGGGGGCAAGCCAGGGACCCCAACACAAAGCCAGGUCUACAGGGCCGGCCCCACCCUGAGCCCCGGGGCCAUCGCUGGCAUCGUCCUGGGCUCCCUACUGGGCCUGGCACUCCUGGCAGCCCUUCUCCUCCUGUGCAUCUGCUGCCUCUGCCGCUUUCGGGGAAAGACUCUUAAGAAAAAGAAGUAUCCGCCCAGCUUGACCCCUGUGGUCCCCCCACCUGAAAAGAAGAUGCAGAGCGUGACCCCAGUGCUGGCCCCACAGCCUCUGCCCCUCAAAGUCCCGAUGGAGGACCCUAGCCCAACCAGGGCCCACCGAGCCACCAGCCCCAGUCCGGUCAUCGCUGCAGGUGGGGGCCAGAAGACUGUUCGGGCAGCCACGCAGGUGUGA